AUGGAUGCCUCUUCGACCCAGAAGGAGCUCGCCGUCGAGGCAGGAGCCGUGCACGUCGAGGCCGACGGUGCUGCCAACGUCCCGCACCGCAAGUGCAAGAAGGAGAAGCGGUUGGUGUUGAAGCAAGACUUGUCCAUUGUCUUGCUGCUCGCCGGCUGCUACUGGUUCGCCUACCUGGAUCGCGGUGCUCUCGGAAAUGCUCGAAUCAUGGGAUUCCAGAAAGACCUACACUUGAGCCCGAAGGAGUUUUACAACUGCUUGAUGAUGUUCUUCGUUGGAUACCUGAUCUUUGAGCUCCCAGCAGCGCUGAUCGUCAAGGUCUUCCAGCCGAAUUUGGCCUAUGGCUUUGCUGUCGUUGCUUUUGGUAUCCUGGCCACAUCCAUGGCCGCCGUCAGAUCUUACGCACCGAUCAUGAUCAUUCGCACAUUCCUCGGCUUCACCGAAGCUUUUGUCCAGACGGGUUUCCUGUUUCUCACGCUGUGGUACCGACCGGAAGAAGUCACAACACGCACCGCUUUCUACUUUAUUGCGACACCUGUCGCCGGAGCGACCAGUGGACUGAUCGCGUACGGCGUCCAGCACAACUUGAAUGGCCGCAUGGGACGGGCGGCGUGGGAGUGGUUCUUCCUCAUCGAAGGCGUCCUUACCAUCUUUUGGGGCCUCCUCGUCGCCACCUUUCUCCCUAAGCUCCCCGAGACGGUGGCUAAACGGGGCAGCAUCCUCUUCCGCGACCCGCAAGAGCACGCCCUCAUCCUCGAACGCACGGCCGCCGCUCGCAACACGCCGGAUGAAAAGGUGCGCAUGUAUCAGAUUUGGUGGGCAAUCAAGGACCUCAAGACCUGGCUGUUCGCCCUGGCGAUCUCCGCCGCGUCUCUGAAUGUCGCUGCUUUCGGCUCAUUCUUGCCCACAUUUAUCCAGCAAUUCGGCUUCGAACCACUGCAAACCCAGCUGGUCAGCAUUAUACCUUAUGCUUUCCCUAUCGUCACCGUCCCAGUGGUGAGCAUUUACGCCGAUCGCGCCGACAAACGAUUUGUCCCCUUCCUCUGCUGCAUGGCAACCUCUCUGACCGGCUUCGUUAUCGUGUUGACCACGACCAACAGAACUGCCCUUGUGGCCGGCUGUUCCUUCAUCGCCGCCGGCUGCUAUCCGGCAAUCGUGGUCUGCGCCACCUGGCUCUUGGGCGCCCACGCCGGCUACACCAAGAGAGCCACUGCUUGGGCUGUUGCGCAAGUCUUCACGCAGAGCUACAGCAUCAUUUCGACCCAGAUCUACAACACUCCGCCGCGCUUCUUCAAGGGCCACGGCAUCCUGCUCGGCCUCAACCUGAUCGGUACGGCGUCGGCGGUCCUCUGCUAUUUCAUGAUGAAGGCGGCAAACAAAAAGCGAGAACAGAUUGCCCAAGACUGGAUUGUCCGAGGAGAGGAAGACCCGGACAACAGCAAGACUUACGAGGAGCUGUGUGACCAUCAUCCGCAGUUCCGAUAUAAAUGGUAG
Molecule: messenger RNA, 1494 nt
Organism: Exophiala xenobiotica
Lineage: Eukaryota; Fungi; Ascomycota; Eurotiomycetes; Chaetothyriales; Herpotrichiellaceae
Exons: 5
Coding region: 1-1494 (497 amino acids)
Biological process (GO): transmembrane transport
Cellular component (GO): membrane
Molecular function (GO): transmembrane transporter activity
Source: RefSeq, a predicted model, not a curated record